Phycomyces blakesleeanus NRRL 1555(-) is the source of this 426-nucleotide messenger RNA. RefSeq lists its product as hypothetical. Bases 1 to 426 code for a protein of 141 amino acids. Lineage: Eukaryota; Fungi; Mucoromycota; Mucoromycetes; Mucorales; Phycomycetaceae. The record is from RefSeq and is a predicted model, not a curated record. The transcript has 3 exons.
AUGUUGUGUCCUCAAGACACCUCGUCGAAAGCCGAUAAGGCUCACCAGAAGCCCAACAUGGGCGCCUGCAAAAAGGCCACAUCAGCCCAUAAGAGAGGCCAAAGCUCCAAGUGCGCACCAGAGAAAGGGCAAACCAGCCCACAAGAAAGGCCAAAGUAUGUGCCAGAAGAAAAGGGCAAACCAGCCCCACAAGAAAGGCCAAAGUAUGUGCCAGAAGAAAAGGGCAAACCAGCCCCACAAGAAAGGCCAAAGUAUGUGCCAGAAGAAAAGGGCAAACCAGCCCACAAGAAAGGCCAAAGUAGGCGCCAGAGCAAACAUCAAUCCGGCCUACAAGAAAGGCUAAUGCUCCAAAUGCGCGCAAGAGAAAAAAAGGCUUUUCAGAGACCCUCAAGGUCACUGUCAAGAUUCAAAGCCAAAUCAAGAUAG